UGUACUUUGGAUUGUUGCUGUAGUUUGAUUUUGUGCAUUGUGAAAUUGUUGCACUUGAGCCUAGGGAUUUUUUGUUGACUGUAACUGAUCCCUGCAUUUACCCAACAGAAAGUGCGUUUGUUCCUAGUUGUAGGAAGAAGUUUUCUCAUUGUGAUAGUCGUUCAUCGCAGUUGCGUACUUAGAAAAACGACGCAGGAUACUGGACCAUUCAGCGCGAGAAAGCCAAAAUGGCGGAUGGCGUGGACAUUGAUUUAUACGCCGACGACAUAGAACAAGAUUUUGCGCAGAAAUAGAUGAAGCAGAGCUGCAGUGUAAAUAAUAUUGAAUAGAGGAAAAAGCCAUCAUUUACUAAAGAAAACAGCCAGUGGGUGUGUGCCUGAUUCAAGCACUUGUGCGCACGCAAAUACACGUGACAGUACAUUUAUGGGUACAAGCUUUUGGGCAAGGUGCAUUCUCAAGGCAGGUUAAAAUGUCAUCUUUGGAUGAAUUUGCUGCAGAUGGUGUAGAUCUGUAUGAUGAUGUAAUUGCUGCACCUUCAUCCGGUGGUGGUGGAGGAGGUGGAGGUGGAGGUGAUGAGAACUCUCAACCAUCACACACACCAGGCUCUACUGCAAUAUCAAAUACAGAUGGACAUAGUCCUAAUUCAAAUCCCCCAUACCAUCAGAUGGGUAAUAAUAUUCAACCAAAUCAAGUAGGAAGGCGGCAGUUGUAUGUUGGAAAUCUAACUUGGUGGACUACUGACCAAGACAUUACAGAUGCCAUUUUGGGCAUUGGAGUUACAGAUUUUGUUGAAGUGAAGUUCUUUGAAAAUCGUGCAAACGGCCAAUCUAAGGGCUUUUGCGUUGUAACACUAGGCUCAGAAGCAAGCAUGAGGAUGUGUAUGGAAAGACUUCCAAAGAAAGAGUUGCACGGUCAAUGCCCAGUUGUGACAUUUCCAACUAAGGCAGCACUUAAUCAGUUUGAAGCACAAUCAAAAACAAGGCCAGUACCACCACCAAAUCCUGGUCCAAGGAAUCCUCAUCAGCAUCCACAUCCUCCCAGAAUGAUGAUGGGUCCUCCACAAGGAAUGAGGCCUAGGAUGCCACCUCCUGGCAUGCCACCACCAGGUCCUGGACAACGAAUGCCCGGCCCGCCCAUAGGGCACGGAGGACCUCAGGCACAUGGUCACCCACAAGGACCACCAUCACAAGGACAUCCACCACCAGGUUUCCAGCAUGGCAACUGGAAUGGACCUCGAGCUAAUGGUCCACCACGGCCAGGCCCUCCACCUCAAGGACCUCAUCCACAGGGCCCACAACAGAGACCACCACCUGGAAUGCAGCCAUUCCAAGGUCCCCCUCCAGGACAAGGUCCCCCUCGUGGCCCACCACCAGGAACAAUGCAGCCAGAUCCACGGGGACCGCCACCUCGCCCAGAAUGGAACCGUCCACCAGGUCCUGGUAUUCACCACCACCCAGGUCCAGGAUUCCCACCCCAUAGUCAGCCCCCACCAAUGCAAGGCCCACCUCCUGGACAAGGACCACCGCCAAGAGGCCCACCACCGGGUCAGAUGGGAGGUCCAGGAGGACCACCCCCUGGUCAUGGUGGGCCACCUGUCCACGGAGGUCCCCCGCAAGGCCCUCCAGCUCCACAUGUGAAUCCUGCAUUCUUCCAGCAAGGUGCUGGCCCACCACAUCAAGGGCCACCACACCAGGGUCCACCACCACCACAUGGUCCUCCUCACGGCUAUGGGCCACCUCCAGCUCCACAGCCACAGUAUGGUGCACCACCACCUGAACAUCGUCCUGAAGGACCACCUCCAAUCAGUGAAGUUGAAUUUGAAGAAAUAAUGGGACGGAACAGAACAGUUUCAAGCUCUGCCAUUGCUCGUGCAGUGUCUGAUGCAGCAGCUGGUGAAUAUGCUAGUGCAAUUGAAACUUUGGUCACAGCGAUUUCACUAAUAAAACAGUCAAAAGUAGCUAAUGAUGAUCGUUGUAAGAUCCUGAUAAGCUCGUUACAAGAUACACUUCAUGGAGUAGAGACAAAGAGCUAUGGAUCUGCACGAAGAGAGCGAUCUCGAUCAAGGGACAGAGAAAGAUCUCACAGGCGCCGACGAGAGAGGUCUCGAAGCCGUGACCGUGAAUAUAGAGAAAGGAGUCGAGACAGGGAAAGGGAACGUGAGCGUGACAGAUACUAUGCUGAUGCGUACCCACGCGACCGGUCCCGAAGCAGAGACAGAGAACGUGAGCGAGAUUACCGUGAGCGUAGCCGUGAGGACAGUUCCAGUGUUUAUUCCAGUUCUACCAGGCAGGCAGUUCGCCCGCGUGCUAAGUCCCCAGAACCACCAGAAGCAGCUCCAGUUAUCAGUUCUAAAUCUAGGUAUUAUGAUGACAGGUACCGUGAGAGGGAUCGUGAGAGGGAACGUGAACGUGAAGGGACUAGGCGUGAACCUGAGCGUGAACGGGAAAGAGACCGUGAAAGAGAAAGAAGAGAAGAAAGAGAAUCUUCCCAUCGUAGUACUCGCCAUUAAAAGGGUUACCUUUCUUUUACAGGGUAGUUACCAUACCCCGUUUUUGCAUCUCUAAUCAUAAUGUAUAGAUUUUUUUCUUUAGUGGUGAAAUACAUUUCAUUUCAGGAGAAUUUGCAUUAAGCAGAAGGAAAAGUAGAUUAUUAGAGAAAAAUUAAAUUCCAAUUCUCUUUUGUAGGCUACGUUUUUCUUUCCAUACGAAACAUUUUACGCAGAAAGAUUGCUUUUAAAACGGGGAUCAAGAUAUGCAUAGCUAUCUUAAUUCAUCUCAUUACUUCUACUGAAUUCAUGCAUCAGUGGCAGUCUUUAGUUAAUUAGUGUAUUUUGUAGAAUUGGUAUGACAUACAGCGUUCAGUCAAGUAGAUGUGAAUGGACAGACUUGUUUUAAUUGUAAAUUAAGUACAUAGAAGACUCAGUUCAUCACUGGAGAUAAGCUGCAGCAAGAGGACUGAAGACACCUGUGGCAGAAAGAAAAAGAAGAUUGUAUUCAGUAUCAACAACAGAAGAAGAUUGUAGUUUUAAGCUUUUGAAUAAAUGGCACUUCUGAAUUGUGAA
Molecule: messenger RNA, 3061 nt
Organism: Schistocerca gregaria
Lineage: Eukaryota; Metazoa; Arthropoda; Insecta; Orthoptera; Acrididae
Gene: Cpsf6
Product: cleavage and polyadenylation specificity factor subunit 6
Exons: 14
Coding region: 470-2509 (679 amino acids)
Biological process (GO): mRNA alternative polyadenylation
Cellular component (GO): mRNA cleavage and polyadenylation specificity factor complex
Molecular function (GO): mRNA binding
Source: RefSeq, a predicted model, not a curated record